Messenger RNA from Scatophagus argus, 12062 nucleotides. RefSeq names its product zinc finger protein 1035. The record is from RefSeq and is a predicted model, not a curated record. Gene Ontology annotation, biological process: regulation of transcription by RNA polymerase II. Lineage: Eukaryota; Metazoa; Chordata; Actinopteri; Scatophagidae. Gene Ontology annotation, cellular component: nucleus. The coding region runs from base 2890 to 11358 and encodes 2822 amino acids. The transcript has 2 exons. Gene Ontology annotation, molecular function: RNA polymerase II transcription regulatory region sequence-specific DNA binding; DNA-binding transcription factor activity, RNA polymerase II-specific.
UUAAAUUGCCCCUGACUGUUUAUGAAACCUGUUAUGACAACUUUAUGAUGCUUCAUUACCAUAUUUAACAUUUUGCUCUGGAUCGAGAGUUGGAAAACAAGGAACAAAUGGCCCCUUUUAUAUAUUCGUGUCUGUUUCCGAAAGACAGAUUUCUAAAUGAAAUAUUAGAAAUUGCACAUCUAUAUGUUUAUCCUUACCUUUAAUCAAUUUUUGCAUGUCCCCAGAGAGGAAGGACAGUAUGGGUUGGUGUGCUUGAAAUGUGAUGAAAAAGGGGUUGAUCUCUCUUACAGUGCUGUGAAAUAUCCCACUUUCAUGAUGAAGACAGAUUUAGCACAGUGGAUCUUCACCUCUUCUAAUUUAUUCACUUUUGGAUAGGGAAGGUCACCUCUACCUACCUACUACAUUGUAGUCUUCGACAUGUGGCCAGAGCAGCAAUACCUCUUUCUGACACAUAUUCUCAAUCCACCAAUGGGAAUGGUACAUCCAAUUCUCAUGACAUGCAAGGCAAUUGUGGAACAGCCAGUACAGGCCAGAGAGUCUGUCUUAAACCUCCAAUCCAGUGGGUUUACAUCCAUCUCUGAGUGCAUGAGUGCAUCAUGCAGUAUGAGAAAGCUGCACAAACUGAAUUCCCAACAUCUCAGGGAAGUCGGAAGCACUUACCUCUGCAGUAUUGUGAAUGCAUUCCAAUUCAUGUUUGGCAAGUCCAUUGAGAUUUGGACAAGAUUCCUGAUUCCAAUCUUUAAAAGCAAGUCCUUAAUUUUCUCAGCAAUAUCAUGAGCUGAUGAGUGGUCUGUUAAAUUUGAGCCAGUGUAUAGUCAUGACCUUGGGCCUGUCCCGUCGCCUGACAUACAUGUCUAACCAUUUAGCCUAUUGGUUCAGGCUUUCACCAAAUAAUGUAACAUACAUUCUUUCGAUACUUUACACAAAGUGAGUUUCUUAAAGUAAGGAACCAGUCCAAAAGUACACAUAUGGGCACUGGGUUCACUGCAUGCAAAUCUGGCAGCUAUCUACUUGUCAGGGAACAUCGCAGAAAAAUCUGCUUUGUGUCUUCACAUGACUUGUAAGAAUCAUGAGAAUUAGCUGGUUUUAUCACCCACAGUGCCUCUGCUGGUAGGGCUUAGUUUCUGGACAUUUGCUAACCAGAGUGAAAAAGCUGGUGAGGAGGUUGAGAGUUGAUUUACAUGAGACAGCAGCAACCUGGUGCUUCGCUUCUUUAGCACAGCUAGCAAGAGUUGCCUCUCCCAUGUUCGAAAUGUUCAAAGCUUUAGAACUUGGUCCACAAUUUGCACAUUCUGUGUCUUGGUCUUUCUCAUGCCAUGCCAUAGGCUGUGCAUGUCCAAGCAAAGUCAGAUGUUAUUAAGUUGUCAUUUUCCUGGCAUUGUGCGAAUUUACUUCCCGUACAGUACAAGUUGCAACUCAAAUAGAUUUAUCUUGAUCUUAACUAAACCACAUAUUAUACACGUGUUUUGAAGCAAAUUUUAUGGGUUUAUAUUUCCAAAACUUCUGGAGACCUGGAAAUUAAAAUUUUCAAAUUCCAUGGUAUUUACAGGUUUUUCAUAACCAUACAAGACUUGCUGAUAUCAGGGUUAAGGGAGUGUGUCAGAUGAUCCAGACAAGACCUACUUUUUCUGUGGUGGCAAUAAUCAACUCUAACACUAUAAGCAUUAUGUAGCCAGUUCUUUUAUAUCAUUGGACCUUGAAAGCUCCUCUGCAUGGCAAGUUUAAAAUCUGAGAGGUUAAUACUGAUUAGAGAGUUGCUCUAUAUUUAUUUGCGCAAUUUUAUUGUGCUCACCAAUAAAUUCUGUGACUUGGGAUCUCAGUUAUUCAGUGAGCUGCACAUUUUGAGGAAAAAGUAAAUGUGGUGACUGCACCAGGUACUUAAGUAAUUGUCUGGUCACAGAAUGUCAGGUGUAUUCAGAUGUUCCUGUUCACCUACUGUGAUAAAAUACUGUUUUUUUUAUUUUAUUUUUUGUUGCCUAAAUCAGUGUGCUCUUCCCAUUUGAACUGGUUCUAAUGUGCCCCUUCAACUAAAGGAACUUUGUAGCAGACCAGCACAAAGACGUGGUGGCGCCAUUUUGUAAGUCUUGCCCACAAAAUGGCUGUGUGAAACAUAUUAACCCUUUAAAGACCAACCACGUCCAGUCCAGCAGACAAGUAACCAGGUCUGAUGGAGCAUCACAGUAUCUUACACAAACAACAUCAGCACAGUGGUCCUGAAACUGCACAGAGGAGCACUGCACCCGCACUGAAGACUUCAACGACCAGCUCAGCACAAGUAGUACUGUGUGUCUGCCUCAACACUAGAGUCGUGUAGGAGCAGCUGCAGCAGCAAGGAGGCAACCGCGGUGCAGUCGCCCGGAAGGAGUCGUGCUACCGCCCCGCCAGGCUCUGGUAGUGACAACCACAGAACAUGAAGGGGCGGGCUCUCUUGGAUCCCCCUCACCUUGUUAUUGGUUGUAAGCAGAUAGUUGCAUAACGUAUGCACAAUUACGGCCACAUUGUCUGAAAAUGCGCAAAUAACGACAAUGGAGGCGGAACUGGAUCUAGCGCAGAUAGCCGGAGUAUAACAAGCUAUAUAGCCCACUUCGCACUGAAAAAAUACGACGGUUUUAGACUGAACGACCCUCAUCGAGUUAUAGUCCAGAAAGAAUAAAGGUCGCCAGAGUGUGUUUCUCAGGAAAGACGGAAGCCAUUGGUAAGGAGAAGAGACGCUUUAUCCGUGUACUCUCAUAGAAAGCCAAGAUGUAAAUUUCCUUUCAACCGAGUCCUCGAAGCGUUUAUGGCAACAAUGUAGCCGAGAAACUACAAAGGAAAUGUGGCGAAGCACGCAACAGCAGCACGGAGCGUUGAUCUGGAUUGUGUUGGCCUAACUUCUGGUCCUUGCAGAGAAUGGCUCAUGGGUGGGAUUCAUACUUCCAUAACCUGCCACCUCUGGCGUCAGAUCCAAGCACUGUGAGGACAUCAGAGUCGGACGGAAAUCUUUCUCCACAUAUAGAGAACUUCACUGGACAUCAUGACUUCCCUGGCACAGUGGCUUCACAUGAAGCCCCAGCAACAAACUCAAACUUCAACACUAACUUUUACUCAAAUCCCAGUAUUGGAAAUUCCAGUUCAGACUGUGUAUAUCAAAAAUACUUCAAGGAUGCUCCAUGGCAAGCUGAUGGAGAGCAAAUGGAAAAAGAGUACUUACCAAGAUGUGGAAAUGGUGUUAUAGAUUUCGCCACAGAUGGAUUAUCAGCAUCAGAAUCAUUUCCUUCGUCUUUUCCUGCAGAUUUCCAAGGACUGAAGCAAGACUGUGGAAUACUAGCUACAUCAUUUCUUGAGGACUACUCAGAUGUCAGUAGCUGUUCAGACGCAGAUAUUGGUGAAACAAGGCCUUCUUGUAAAUUCAUGGGAAGUAAUUCACUUCCAAAAACUAAAACUGACAUCUCUGUAAAACAGAGCUCAUCAGAAUGGCUUUUCACUCAUCCUGGAAAUAUGACAUUUCCGCUCGAGAGUCCACGCCCUGUUAUGUCAGAGACUAGUGUAAUUUUGCCAAGUCCAUCAAAUGUGAAGGCAGAAGAAAACAUAAUUGAAUGUGCACAAGACAAGAUGGAAAGUCCGGAAGACACUGCCAAAUAUGAUACAGGACACAGUCAGUCUUCUAAAACUCCAACCCUGGUGACAACUACUGGCAGUGAGACUGUGAAGGAUAGAAAUGAAUGUGAUGGUUCUGAAGAUCAGAAACAAAAGGACUAUAAGGAGAGAGAUCUCACUCAAGGAGAGUAUUCAAAUAUCUUGAUAAGUGUCCAUGAAAACUUGACUGUUGAUGGAUUAGAGAAGUACCCAGAUGGCAGUUUGGAGGGGUCAGUCACUGCAAAUGCUCCAAACAUAUUGGCUGCAUUUAAUAAUGAGCAAGAUCACUUUGAUGGAGAAGUUUUAAGAAAGGAAAUGAACCAACCAUUCAGCCAAGUAAAUGUGGGGCUUGAUAAUUCCGGCUCCACAGAUGGUCAAGAUAGAAAUAUGAAAGAGGAUGAGCAGGACCAAAGUGAAGUGCUAAGAGGGAAGAGAAAAGAAUCAGGCUCAUUUGAAAAUGAGAACUUUGGAAAGCAGAAAUCCCCAAAUGCCAACUCCACUGUAUGUCAAGAUGAAAAUAUGGAAACUGACUAUCAGGAGAAAGAAAUUCAGUCAAAUAUUUGUCAGUCUUCAGAUCCACAGGGUAUCAAGGUGUUCGAUUGUAAUGAUGCUAUUCAUGAGCUCAUUGAAUGUACAAAUACCUUGAAAAGAGAAAGUCACGUUCAAACCUGUUUGCAGAUAUCUGAGCAUCAGUCUUGCGAAAGUGUAGCUCAGGUCAAUAUUUGUAGCAGCCCUGCUGUGAUGAGGGAUGGUGUUUUCAGUGAUGCCACUGACAAAAAUGAGCAAAGUGUUGCAGGUCAUUUCAAAACAUGCUUGGAGCCAAAUUGCUCAAACACAGAGCAAAAUCCAUGUCUCGAAAAAGAAUGGACAAGUGCAGCAGAAAAGACAAAUGCCACUUCUUUGCAAGAUCCAGGGUGCAAUGGUCCUGGUAUCUCUAGUGACUGUGGUUCUAUUGACCCUAGCACCAAGAACAAGCUAGGUAUUGCUAGCUAUGUAGAAUCCUACUCAGAGCCGCAUAGCCCCAGCACAGACAUAAAUCCCAGUCUAGAAAAGAAAGUUACAAGUCCAUUAGAGAAGACUAUAAACCCUCCUAUGGAUGCAGAUUGUACUGGCCCUGUUGUGACUAAUGACACUAAAGAGCAAAGUGUUUGUAAUAGUUUACAAUUUUGCUUACAGUCAGACACCUCGUGCACAGACAUAAAUCCCUGUCUGGAAAAAAACUGGACAAGUCCAGAAAAGAAUACUAAUACAGCCUCUUCUCCAGAUCGGCAGACGUCCCUACAUCAAACUCCAGUGGCCCUAAAACCAGAAAGUCUUGGUGGAGAUGUUGCUGAAAAUGCUACAGAGUCAUUUGAAGAGAUGGAAACAUGUACAGAGGAACCACCAGUGCUUGACAUCCUGUAUGGUGAGCCUCUGUCAAGAGAAGACUCUUCAUGUGACUAUGAUGAAACAAAACAUGACACUAGGCAUUCUGAAGACACUUCUUUGGUCCAACCUGAUGGUAACGGCAUGAAUCAAUCAGAAGAACUAGGGCCUCAGCUGAAAUCCUCUAUGCAAAUGAGUAAAUAUCUGCAACCUGUUGUAGUAUUGAAAACCUUAGAGUCAGGAAAUGGAAUGAGUAACUCCUAUCAUUGUGGAGCUUGCCAACACACAACCAACAGCGUAGAUCAUCUAAUUGAACACCACUAUUGUUGCCAUUCAGUGUACAAUUUCCACUUUUGCAAAACUUGUAAUCUCUGCCUGAUGAGGAAUGAUGAUGCUGAAAAACAUUGGUGUGAUGUGACCAAAGAAAGCCCUCAGCUUCCUUCUGAUUUGAGCCAACAGAAAAAAAAAGGUUUUGAGCGCCAUGGGUGCAAUCGAUGUGGGCUCAUGUUUUCAAAAUCAUAUCAGUUUAUCAAGCAUAUGCGAACACACACUGGCAAAACGCCUUUUAAGUGCAAUGAAUGUGGAAUAUAUUUUGCACAUGCUGGUAGCCUGCAAAGACACCAGGUUACACCUGGUAGAUGCAAGCAGACAAAAAUUCCAGUUACAAAUCUUGAUGCUCUCAGCGAAACUAAAAUGCCACCACCAAAGGAAUUGGUAUCGAAAAAAACAUAUGCAAAACUACCAGAAUGUUGUGUAAAGCUUGUUGACAUCUGCAAAACGAAUAUGUGCAAUGUCUGUGGUAAAAGCUUCUCAACUGCAGAGAAGGCCAAAAAGCACUUCUACAACAUACACAAGGGAAAGAAUUUAGACCUUUCGCCAAGUCAGUCUACUACAAAACUUUGUGAUGAGAAAAGUCAAAAAGAAAGGACUGAGACCAGAGGAAAAUGUAAAUGUCCUCUUUGUCCACGGCUUUUCAAGUACUCAUACAACAGGGCUCGACAUUUGCGUGACUGUGUCAGAGAAGCAAUAUUUGGUGGCAAGGAAAAAGUUGCUGGAAAAUAUCGAUGCCCCUUGUGUCACACUACCUUCACUUUACCAUCCAACCGAAUUAGACAUAUUAACACAUCUUGCCUCAGAGAAUGUGUUAAUCGGCUUGCAAAAGAGAGGGCUGAAGAGAAGAAAACAAAGGAGACUGAACAAAAACAAUCAGAUGAAAAUGAACAGAAAACAUUGUCAAAGGAAAAUGAACAGAAAAAUCAAGCACCCCCAGCACUAAUGGCCCCAAAGACUUGUAAAACAGUACCACGUUACAAAUGCAACCUUUGUCCUGCAGUUUUUUGUCAUCCUUCUGGAAAAUACAGACAUAUGAAGAAACAUGAGUUGUUUAGACUCACUGGCAAAAUGUUCAGGUACAGGAAUUCGGUUUUCUCUAUCAUGUCGAAACCAACAACUUUAAGUACUACAAAGACUGAAGAGAGUAAAGAUGACUUCAAACCAGAUGAAGUAAAAAGUUGUCAAUUUUGUGGACAGUGUUUCAGCACAUCACAGUCACUGAAGAAACAUGAGCACAAUCACAAAGGUGAAAGGCCAUAUCGCUGUCUGGAAUGUGGAAAAGGAUUCAAGAAACGUGCCUACCUGUUUGGUCAUAAAAUUGUUCACCAGAGGAGGAUACAGUGCACUGUCUGCAGAAAGAUUCUUCCAACUGUUAGAGAACUGAUCCAGCACAGAAGCUCGCAUCUAAAAAAGGGAAAGCUUCAAUGCCCUGACUGUCAUCUACAGUUCCAGUAUCCUGCAUAUCUCCUCAGACAUCUAGACAGCCACAAAAAUAGAGAAAACAAGGCAGCUCGGCUUGAAGAGAGACAACUGAAACCACAACAGUCCUUGGAAUCUGUGAAUGAGGAGAGUGGAUCAAAGCAGCUACAGUGUUCCUUAUGCAAAGAGAUGUUUAAUGAUGCUCAAGUACUAAGAAAGCAUUGUCUUACACAUAUAUCUGGGUCUUCAUCAAACCAGUGUCCCUUUUGCAAACACAAUUUCACGAGUCGUCGAUAUUUGCUGCGCCACAUGAUCAAACAUACUGGAGACAAACCCUUUUCCUGCACCAACUGUGGAAAACAGUUUUACCGUGACAUUUACCUUAAACUUCAUAGUAAACAUUGUUUCCUUGCUCAAACCAAACUUGUAACAUUGGAGUCUGACGUUAAGACAAAGAAGUCACAUCAGUGUUCCUAUUGUCCACGCAAGUUUUCAAAGAAAAUCCGCCUGAAAAAUCAUCACCGUGGCCACAAGAUAAACUCUCUGUUGCUGUGCUCAAAAUGUGGGCAGUACUUUGGAUAUACAAAGUUAAGCCAUCAUCAAAAGAACUGCAUAGAGACAGAGCACAACACUGGCUUAUCAUCUUUGAAUAGCGAUAACAGCAAAAGCACUUCUCAGACAGACCAGAAUGUUGAUACAUUGGCUUUUCAGACCAGUGCAACAAAUAAACUUCAUUUCAAAUGCCCUCACUGUACGCAGAGGUUCAGGUACAGAUCGUUACUCUUGAGACAUCUUGUUUCACAUACAGGUUUGCAACCAUAUGCAUGUGUGCACUGUGGCCACAGAUAUCGAAGUCAAACAAUGUGUUUGCAGCAUGAGGCUUUCUGUGAUGGCAUUUACAAAGAGGAGCAGUCAAAAGUCAAAAUAGGUGCAGCACAACAAUUGUCACACAUGCCUACUCUCAGGGAGGCAGCACAGAAGCCCCACGCAGAAAGUGAAGCUGAGUACAAGUGCAAAUUCUGCACCAAGACUUUCAUGAAACCACGAAACCUCAGACGUCACAUUUUGACGCAUAAUGAAGUGAAGCCUUAUCGCUGCAAAGCCUGUGACAGCUGCUUUUCAAGGUAUGAUCAUCUGAAAGUACAUCAGGCUCGUUGCAAAGGGAAAAGAUCACGUUUGGAAGUCUGUAUUCCCAAAGUCAGUUUAGAUGAUGUUGGCACAGGUUGGCGAAAUAAGUUUGGUAUUGAGCCUGCUGAAAAGCAGGAGUCAUUUGACUGUAAAAUCUGUUCAAGGAGCUUCUCAACUCAGUCUAAGCUUUCUCGACAUAACACUAUGUUUCAUGUUACAAAAUUAUUCAAGUGUACAGGCUGUGGCUCAUCAUUCUCUCAUGAAAAAUCUCUGAAGAAGCAUAGGAAGAUGAGAAGGUGCAGAAAGGUCUUGAGAAAAGCAAAUGCUUCCCUACCACUGGAAACUAAUCCAUCAACAGAAAAUGUGACAGCACCUCUUGAUGGUGUGAGAAGUCGAAUUCUUCAGAGAAUCCAGCCUCAUUUCAACAAAAAGUACAAAUACAUCUGUAAUUACUGCCCCCGUGCUUUUGGAAACAGCUAUCAAUUAAGCGUGCACACCCGCCUGCACACAGGAGAGAGGCCAUUUGCUUGUGAUUAUUGUGGUCUGAGAUUUAUUAGGAAGGAUUAUUUGCAACGCCACUUCCAAAAGUGUCCUAAAAAAACACAGCAAAAUAAAAUCCCCUGUGACAAAUGUGGAGGAUUUUUCCCACAAGCCAAGCUUGAAAAUCACAAAAAAAGUUGUACUUCAACAUCCAGCUCAUCGUCAACAGUGUGCAAAAGUCAGCAGUCAGCCUCUCAGAGCCCACAAAAGGGCUUUUCUUGUGCAUACUGUAGUUCCCGUUUUGUGCUAUUUUCACAACUGCAGGAGCAUUUUUUAAAUGCACACAAGAUGGAAACAAUGACUCCACCAGUGUCUACUGCUCCCUUACAACACCAUCUGUCAAAUAUACCAAAAAUCAAAGAGGAGCCUUUGGAUGAGAGUUGUGAUGAACGACUUGGUGAUGGUGGUAAUUUAAUCUGUAAACUAGAUACAGCUCUUGCUAGUGAGGUCCCCAAACCAUUUUCCUGCCCAGACUGUAACAUGUCCUUCAUAACUAAAGCUGGACUAACUUCUCAUCUGCGUGUACAUUCAAGGGAGUCUGCUUUUAGGAAAUGUAAAUUUGAACAUAUUUCAGAGAGAAAUACAACUCAACAGCUGGAAGUACCUUUGAAAGCAGAGCUUGAUUUCGCACUAAAUGACUCUGUUUUAGUGUUCAAAGAAGGCUCCAAAACAACUGGAACUGGGGUUUUGCAGACAAACUUCUCCUGCAAAGAGGACUUAAUGGAUGAAUCCUCACAAAAUUCGGAAGAUAGUGAGGUGAAAGACGGCUCUAGCAAGGAGACAAAAGCUGUGCAGUAUCAAUGUUCAGAAUGUGAUAAGAGCUUCACAGAUGGCUUAAUGCUCAUUAGUCACCUUGAAGACCAUGGGAGAGAGGAACAAAAGAAAAAGCACAACACGUGUAAUAAAUGCGGACGGGUGUGCUCUAGCCAAGGACAUCUCGAAAAACACUUGAAGAUGCAUGGAAUUCAUAAGAAAUACUCUUGCAAUGACUGCUCCAAGAUGUUUUAUACCUCAUCUGAUCUUGAAGUCCACAGAACAUGUCAUGACCUGAGUAGACCUUAUGCUUGCAAACUGUGUAAUCAAAGGUUUUUGACAAGACCAUCUUUAUGUAAUCAUUACAGUGAAGACCAUCCAGAUGAUGUAUUCACUUGUCGUUUCUGUCACAAGACUUACGCAGUCAAAAAGUCACUGGCUAGACACUAUAGAAAAUGGCAUCAAAAAGAGCAGAAUGAUCAUGGGAGAACUGUACAGGAAAAGCGGAGCACUGAAAAACAAUCCAGCAGUCAAGUCAGUACAACUGGUGAAAGUGAUGAGGAUGAAAAUAAUGGCAGUGAGGACAGCGACUCAGACUCUGCACCGUACUUCCCAUGCCAUGUGUGUGGCAAGACGUUCUCAACAUCAGAAAGUCUUGAGGAUCAUCAGAGGUGUCACUUGGGUGAAAAACCACAUGAAUGUGCAGAAUGUGGUAGAUGUUUUUUCCAGGCAUCCCAGUUGCAGCAACAUCAACGAAUGCACCAGUCUGAAUUUCAGUGCCAGGCAUGUGGCAGAGGUUUUGUCUCUCUCUUUGCACUUCGUAAACAUAAGCAUACUCAUGGCAAGAGCCGCCCAUACCGUUGUUCCAAGUGUCACUUCAGCUUUACAGGACCCUCACAGUUAGCAGAACAUAUGUCCACCCACCGUGAAGAAAACUUCCCAUGUGACAUAUGCAAUCGUGUGUUUCUCUCCAAGAGCAGCAGAGCUGAGCAUCGGAAAAACCACUCUAAGUCAGUUGACCAUCAUCCUAAUUCAAUUUCAAGGGAGGAACAUAAAGCAUCUGCUUCCCAAGAACUUAAAUACCGCUGUGGUGUUUGCAGUGAGCGUUUCAGAGACCCAGAGAAGCUCUCAGAGCAUGGUUGCAUGGCAGCCAAAGAACGACCGUACUCAUGUUUGGACUGCAAUAAACAUUUCCUGCAUGCAUCUCACCUGAAAAAGCAUAGGACUACCCAUCAACUAUCACGGUCUACCAGUGAAUAUGCAUGUGAUCAAUGCAACAAGAGUUUUCCUUCCUCCCAGCAGUUCCUCAGCCAUCUUAACAGCCAUGUUGAUACUGCAGCAGGAAUUCAACGUAAGACUGAAACUAAAGAUUGCGGUCCUUCACAUGGUUUCAUAUGUCCAGUUUGCCUUCAGCGUUUUGGUAGUGCCACUGAAUUGAUUAGUCAUUUUCCCACACAUUCUGAUGGUACAUUUAAAUGCAAAAUUUGUAAAAUAACAUUUUCCUCUCAAGAUAGGCUUGAUGAACAUGAGCACGGUCAUCAGACAUCAUCUACUCAGUUUUCAUGUUCAGUGUGUGGCCAGAGCUUUUUGGGGAGCGAUUCUUUCCUCCAGCACCACUGUUCCCCUCGACAGCAUGCAAUAAUGGAGAAUGAAAACUCAAAUCCGUCAGCUAAGACAUCUCCAACUUAUCAUCAAGCACCAGGAGAGGAGGAAGAGAUUGAUGUUACAGGAGAGGAGUUAUAUAAUUGCCCUGUUUGCUCAAAGCAGUUCUCCUCAAAAAGUGGUCUGUUGGCACAUCAAAAUCAACAGCACCCAAAUGAGAAGCCAUUCAGAUGUGAGCUUUGUGGAAAAACAUUUGCCCUGAGGCGGUACCUUAAAGAACACGAGCGAAGACAUCGUCAAAAAUCAGCUGCUCAGAAUACAGCUCAGUCAGCACAACAGAAGCUCAAAUGUACGAAGUGCAACAGUGAAUUCAGUACAGCUCAAGAUCUGUCUUUGCAUAUGAGAUUUCAUGCUGAAAAGGAAGUUGGAGAGUACCGCUGUGAUAUGUGCUACAAGUCAUUCAGCCAGCGGUCUCUCCUGAAGCAGCACCAAGAAAGUCAUGUUGGCCAAGUUGUAUAUGAAUGCAAUGAAUGUGACAAAGCCUUCGCUUUUCCUCACCUGUUGGAAGAACAUCAGCAGACUCAUGCUGGGUCCUCACAGUAAUGGUUGUGACAUAACAUCUUCCCUCUGAGUAACUGAAGUAACUUGAAAUCCCUUUCAUGCCUUACAUCUGACUGUACCUCCACUUGUAAUCCUAAUUUGGAUCCAGUUUGUAUUUUUGGCCCUUGUUGCAUACUUGCAAAGGUCAAAGGCUCAUGUUAUUAUGACAGGGCAUCUUUUGUUCUGAGUUUCUAUUUACAUUGUAUAUAUUUCUAGUUCUAAUAUUGGAAUUGUAUACUGUAAAUUAGCUACAUAGUUUGACAGUGUAUGUAAAUCAUCAUUACAAAAUUUGGAUAAAACUGAGUGUUGAUAUUGCCUGUAAGGCUGCUUAUGAAAGGAUAAGAUGUUCAUGAAAUGUCUUGUAUAUAGGCUGGAUUUUUUUGAUCAGUGGUCAUUCAUGUCAUUUCUUUAGUUUUUGAGAUUUUAUGUUUAAGUAGUUUUUAGUCUGUUAUGUUUACAAUAUCUACAAUUCGAACUGUUCAGUUUAAUCUGGUAUUUUCUAUGACUAUUUGUGUACUAUAGAUAAUUUUGUAAUUUUCAGUUGAACAGUUUAUCAUGGAUUGCAUUUUUGAUAUUGAUAAAAAAUAUUGUACAGACAUUUGAAAGAUCCUCUAACUGAAUAUUGUUUUCACAAUCCAAGGAUGUUACUUUUCUUAUGGAAUUUGAGUUGAUACAUGCGGUUAAUGAGUAAAGUCAACCAGAAAUGA